Messenger RNA from Phycomyces blakesleeanus NRRL 1555(-), 1149 nucleotides. RefSeq lists its product as hypothetical. Lineage: Eukaryota; Fungi; Mucoromycota; Mucoromycetes; Mucorales; Phycomycetaceae. The transcript is spliced from 2 exons. The record is from RefSeq and is a predicted model, not a curated record. Bases 1 to 804 code for a protein of 267 amino acids.
AUGUCUUCUCUUUCCAACUCUACUUAUCCUAUCAUAUUCGAAGGCUGGCUCCUCAAGCAGCGACAAAACAUACGCAAAGCUUAUAUUCGACGUUACUUUGUCCUGACAGAUUGUGAAUUAAGAUAUUACAAGAAUGAGACCGAUACUACACCACAAAACAUCCUCAGUCUAUUUAAUUAUCAAGUUGACAAUACCUACUAUUCACGACAAUCACCAAACACCUUCAGGCUUAUCUCGAAUGAUGACACAAAGAAUAAAUUCCCAGAUUUCAACCUCCAGGCCGAGACGGAACAGGCAAUGAACGCAUGGAUAGACGCUUUACAAAGGCACUCGAGCGGCUCAAAUGUUCUUGACAAAUGGCUCGACUUAUACGAUAUCUCUACAAACACAAACACAAACACAAACACAAUGGACACAAGCCCAUCCUCUUGUAGAUUAAGCCAUUCAGGAUCGAUCACUAGCACAUAUAGCAACCAAUCAAAUACACAUUCUACAUACUCUGCCGCAAGUCCUGUAUCAAUUGAGAAUCCUUAUCCCCAUAGCAGUCGCCUUGGCAGUGAAAAACCACCAAGAAAACUGACUUCCUUUUUUCAGUUUAUUUGGCCACGAAAAAGCUCAAAACCUCGCUCAACACAUGAAUCUCAUAUGCAAAGUCAAUUUAGCUCUCCUACGCCACAACUGUCCACCUCUACACAAAAUACAAGCCCAAUAACUGUAUCUUUACCAUUCCAACAAUCUAUUAUUCAUCCGAGUGAAUACAAUCGUGAAGAUGAUUGCUUCCAUCCCUAUGCUCUUACUUCAUAGAGCAUAUAUAUAUAUAUUUAUACAUUUAUACAUAUUUAUCUAUAUAUCUAGCUAUCUAUAUAUUUAUUUGCCCUUCUUUCCUUCCGCUGUAUAUAAUAAUCUCAUCCAAUAACACUUCCCCUCCCCCUUUUGUAUGAUAGUACCACUAAGAGAAAAAUCUUAAUAAAUCACCAUAUGUCGCCAUCAAUUCACGUUCUUUGCACCUUUUGAUUUUAUUGUUUUUUUUAGGGAGGAUGAUAUGCAACAAAUUAAUGUAAAAAAAAAUAUUGCUCGGCUCUGAUACCAUAACUUUAUAAAAAAAUAAAGUUCUCUUCCGCUAAUAAACUUGGCUAAUAUAAUUCAAUU